AUGAUUGGCUUAAAGACGCCAUUUCGGGAUGGCUUAUUAAGACAUAUUGCUAAAGAUGUUCUAAAGCUGGCUAAGGAUGGCUUGGAAAGAAGAAGUUACAAAGAAGCUAGAUUUCUGAGAGAAGUGGCUGAGGUGGUUAAUUCAGGAGAACUCAAACUAGGAAAGUUACUGGACUCACCUCCCCCAGGACUGGAUGAAGCAAUUGCAAUCUCAAAGUAUGCGUUUGGAUCUGCACCAUCCUGGCUCUUAUGGAUAAGAUACAACACCUUUUUGAUCUUAUACCCUCCUGGCAUCACAAGCGAGGACGGCAUGAUAUUUAUAGCUCUGGCCUACAUCAAGGCCUCUGAAAAAUACUUUAUUAGGAUACCAAACAAGUGGAACUUCUCUUUCGAUUAUUUCUAUGCAGCUAUCAUUGCUCUUGGAAAUUAUGUGCCAAGGAGUCCACACAUGUAUACUUACAUGCUAGGGCAGCGAAAGAAGGAUCUUUCAAAGGCAAAGAUGGAAUGA
This is a messenger RNA of Asparagus officinalis (garden asparagus), 507 nucleotides long. RefSeq names its product very-long-chain (3R)-3-hydroxyacyl-CoA dehydratase PASTICCINO 2A-like. Gene Ontology annotation, biological process: very long-chain fatty acid biosynthetic process; sphingolipid biosynthetic process; fatty acid elongation. Gene Ontology annotation, molecular function: 3-hydroxyacyl-CoA dehydratase activity. Gene Ontology annotation, cellular component: endoplasmic reticulum membrane. The transcript is spliced from 7 exons. Lineage: Eukaryota; Viridiplantae; Streptophyta; Magnoliopsida; Asparagales; Asparagaceae. The coding region runs from base 1 to 507 and encodes 168 amino acids. The record is from RefSeq and is a predicted model, not a curated record.